AACCACUCCAAAUCGCGUCUCUUUCCCCCGCUUUAAGUACCCCCCCCUAAAAUUAGAGAAAUGUUCGAACAAACGAAACACCCCCCCGACAAGUCCACCAAUUGCAUAAACUCAAAAAAGGAAAAAGCAAAAAAAUUAUUCCUGCAAGCAUUAAACCAUGAGCGUGAUGAAAAUUAUUUAAAGGCAACAAAAUUUUAUCAACAAGCUGUUAAGCUAUAUCCAAAUGUUCUAAAAAUAUAUAUCGAUGACAACGGGGAGAGCAGUGAUAAAAAUAAACCCAUAGAAGAAACCACACAGAGAGAGCAGAAUAUCUACUUGAUUAAUAUAUUAACAGAAAAUUUUUUUGGCAUUACAAAGUUCCUGGAUUUUUACUCCCUCCAUAGGUUCCUCUUUUCCUGCAAAGGCAUACACUCCCAGGUGUCGGUUGAAAGCGAAUAUAAGCGGCUUUGCAACAGGAACUUCCAAAACUGUGAGGAGAAGAGCAGGGCGUACGGGAAUUCCUUCAAAAGAUUGCUGCUGGAGUACCCCCGCAUCCGGCACGACGGCGUCUACAUCAGCUGCGUCACGUACAUAAGAUCGAUGGCGCGGUUCGAUGCCGCGGUUCGAUGCCGCGGUUCAAUGCCUCCGUUCGAUGCCGCUGUUCAAUGCCGCCGCUGUGCACCACUCAGAGUGAUCGCCUUUCCCCCAACGACAGCACUGAAGGACAUCGGGAAUAUACACCUAGACCCGAAGGACAGAGAUCGAGUCAUUUACAACCCAUGUGUAGUGACCUACUUCCGCUAUCUUCUUUUCAUCAACGAAUCGAACAAGGUGCUGGUGAUGCGAUCCGAGGUAAACAAAAAGGAAGUUCUAGAAGCCCUAAAAAUAUCAUACAAUAAAAUACGAUGUUGGGAUUUGUCUGUCCCAAGUCAUGACUUAAUAAAGAAUUUGAAAAAAUUUCAUGGAGAGACUGAAAAUGGUUUGGUUAAAAUGGUCAGGAUAGGUGAAUAUACAUUCAAAAAAAAUGAAAAGAUUAUUGAAAUAAGUUACCCGGAGUCUCUCACUGAACCUUUCAAGUAUAAGAAUAUCAUUCAGCUGCGUUUAAAAAAUUAUUUGAGUGCCAGCAACAAUAUGCUAAAAUGGAUGUCUUUUAAAAUUUUAUCUAAGCUGAAGCUCAGCUCUUCGGAGGACACGCUCAACAUCAACAACCGGCAGUACAGGUGGGAGUGCACGUCAGUGAGUGUAAGCGAACGUGAGCGAGUUUGCGGGAACGUCAUUAAGUUUGCGCAAACGUG
Plasmodium cynomolgi strain B is the source of this 1274-nucleotide messenger RNA. RefSeq lists its product as hypothetical. The transcript is spliced from 5 exons. The record is from RefSeq and is a predicted model, not a curated record. NCBI's taxonomy places the organism in Eukaryota, Apicomplexa, Aconoidasida, Haemosporida, Plasmodiidae. The annotation marks the transcript as partial.